Messenger RNA from Penicillium hordei, 1500 nucleotides. RefSeq lists its product as uncharacterized. Gene Ontology annotation, molecular function: zinc ion binding; protein binding; histone methyltransferase activity. Bases 1 to 1500 code for a protein of 499 amino acids. Lineage: Eukaryota; Fungi; Ascomycota; Eurotiomycetes; Eurotiales; Aspergillaceae. Gene Ontology annotation, cellular component: nucleus. The record is from RefSeq and is a predicted model, not a curated record. The transcript is spliced from 3 exons.
AUGGCGGGACGCGUUCCCCUUGGUUCGGGGGCUAACCAGAACCGAGUGUUCAUCGACUUGACUGAUGAAACUGACCCAGGCGAUUCUGAAGACCCAAAGAAUUUGGUACAGGGCAAGCUUCCUUUUAUGGCAGCGUUAGCUUAUCACCCACCAACUGUUCCACUCAAGAGGAAGAGCUUAGGCAUAUCUGAGGAUGUCUCAGAUACUUCGUCAAGUGAUAUUCACCGGUUGCCACGGCGUGCACGUCUCUCGCACGCUCACCCUUCCCCUUCCCCAUUUACGCCAAGUCCACCACCAAACAUACAGCGAUCUCAAAUUAGUGUUGUGAUCCCAUCGCCGACAUCAAAGCAAAAGCGCGAGAUCGCAAUCGCACAAAAUGUGUCCAAUGUGGAUGGCAUGGACAUUAAUAUCUUUCCUACAACCGACGAAGAGGAAAGAGUCAAAAAAGCCGCAUACCCUACUACCAAGGCUCGUGUUGACCGUCGUUCAGUCCCAUUAUCAUUCAAAACAAGCUCAGAUAUGGACAUUCUUAACUUACCAUCGCUCACCGAAACAAACCACCUUGCGAAGCUCCGUCACGCUCUUGAUGAGAAGCUACAACGUAUCAAUGGUCCUUCGGUCAUUACGGCAGUUGAGUCACCACAGCGUCUGGCCAAACUAGCCGAUAACUUCGAGUUUAUCAAUGGCUAUCAGUACCGUGCGGGUGUUGAACGGAUUCCUGAUGACUCGGAUUUCAACAUCGGUUGUGCGUGCACUGAAACUGGCGGCUGUGAUCGAUUUGAGUGUGAUUGCCUUAGCAAGGAGGAAGAUUCUGAAGAUCGCAUCGUCCCGUAUGAGAUCUGUGAAAGCAACCCGAAAUUGAUCGUUGCAAACAAAAGCUUCCUUAAGCGCAAGGCAAUCAUUUAUGAGUGCAACUCCCGUUGUGGCUGUGGUGGAAAGCGGUGCUGGAAUCACGUUGUUCAGAAAGGCAGGACUAUUAGACUUGAAAUUUUCGACACUGGACCUCGCGGCUUCGGUCUUCGGUCCCCCGACUUGAUUCACCGUGGACAGUUCAUCGAUCUUUACCUCGGUGAGGUCAUCACGAAGGCUGAAGCCGAUGAGCGAGAGAAUCUCACCGAUGGUUCGCACACGCAAUCAUACCUCUUCUCUUUGGACUGGUAUGUCAAGGAUGAUGACGAUGAAGAAAAGAAUAUGAAAGUCAUCGAUGGCCGCAAAUUUGGUUCCGCAACUCGCUUUAUGAACCACUCUUGCAACCCUAACUGCAAAAUCGUCCCUGUCUGCAGCACGAAUCAUGCCGACGAGUAUCUUUACAACCUUGCUUUCUUUGCCUACCGCGACAUCUCCCCUGGCACCGAAUUGACCUUUGAUUAUAACCAGGGCGAGGAGAACACAACUCCUCAGAAGAUUGACCCUGAAGCAGUCCAGUGCUUGUGUGGUGAAUCCAAGUGCCGUGGUCAGUUGUGGCCAAACAAGCGCAAGGGCCAGGGAUCCAAGCCUUAA